This is a messenger RNA of Geodia barretti, 7658 nucleotides long. The record is from the annotation of a GenBank genome assembly. NCBI's taxonomy places the organism in Eukaryota, Metazoa, Porifera, Demospongiae, Tetractinellida, Geodiidae.
GUGUAAUUUCGCAAGGAGAAAGCCGGGAAACUGGGAGGAGGAAAGACGAGGAAAAAAGCUCCCAGCUACAACAGAGAGGGAUUCUUUUGAACGAGACUAGCCCCGCGCCGCGUGGAGAAGGCCAUGUCGUCCAUUCUCGGCCCCCAGAGGUUCGAAGUGAUCGUCGACAGGGAAAAGUUUGAAAAAGACCUGCAUGAGACGCUGGCUAAGGCUCUGAGCAGUACCGAGGCACCUCCCAAAGAGAAACACGUCCGAAAUGCUCUAAUUGCUACCUGGAGAGAGAAAGGCUGCGCGUCUUUCUGGAGGGUCGCCCGUCAAUUUCCAGUCCUGCGAUCACACAUAGUGUGCUGGAAAACCUGUUUCGUCAUCCACAGAACUUUCCGUGACGGCUACCCAGAUGUUGUGAAGAAGUCUGCUCAGCAUCUCAAGUUUCUGUCAGAUGUUGGCAAACACUGGAGUCACGCAGUGGCAGGUUUUGCGCCACUGAACACUGCCUAUAUCAAGGUCCUCAUGCUCCGGAUAUCCUUCUACGUCAAGAACCCAGAGGUUCCUGCAAAUCUCAACUUGGAGGACAAAGAGUUCAAAGUUCCGACCAACAUUGACAUUGUUCUUCCACUCUACUCUUCUUUUGUCACUUCGGCUCUCUUCCACUUGUAUGCGGCAGUCAUUACCAGCAUCGAUCCUUCUCGCGGAGUGACAGCCGCACAGAUUCAGUGUCGUCUGGCCCCUCUCAUCCCAGCCAUCCAGGACUCUGCAGCUCUCUAUGAUCUAGUCUUCAAGCUCAUGAAGGCCCUACAUGCCGUACAUACCAUUUGCUGUAUUUGUGGAGUUGACUGUUACUCCUCACACACACGCACGCAUGCACACACGCACACGCACACAGCUCUGCCGGCAGAUACGUUGUCAGGUCACAGAGAACGUUUCAACAGACAGUACCACGCUCUUCGCAAGUACUUCCUCGAAGCCAGUAAGAUGAAGUAUCUCCAGCCACUGGUCAAGAUUCCCACUCUCUCUCCCGACCCACCAAGUUUCCUACUACCUGGGGAGCUAAUUGACCAACAACUGUCAAGACAGGUGGUGAGGAUGCCGGAACAGGAAGAGUCUUCCCUCACCUCACUGCAGGGAUCCACUGCCAGGGAACCUUCACCUGAUCCUCCUCCGAGACGAACCGACGAAGCGAGGUUCAACGCAGCGUUUGGUUCACCGACGUCAGAGAGUUUUGACUUUGCUCCACCCCCACGAAAAGACACCAGGUAUAGUGUAUGUUUCACAGAUAUUGCAGUGUUAGUCAAGCACUGUGAGAAUGUUCUGUUGAAGAAGGACCUUGAAUCUUGCCAGAAGGGAGCAUCGGUUACUGCAGAAGCUCGAGUAAAUGCGUCAGAGGAAAGGUUUGUCAAACUGAAGGAAGUCUAUUCCAAGCUGCGUAACGAGCACAUCCAGUUGUUGAGGACCGAGGGAGAAGGCAGGAAGAAACUACAGGUAACGACGAAGAAGGUGGACCAGGUGGAAAAGAAGGCAGAGGAGGAGGCAGACAGAGUGACUCAACUCAGGGCUGAACUGGAGGAGGCCAAGGCUGCCUUUGAGGAGGAGACGGCACAGGCUGCUUUCCUUAGAGAGGAGCUCCGCAAGAAGGAAAUGAUGUCAAUUCAACUGGAGAAGACUCAGCAGAGUUUGGAACAACAGUUGCAGGAGAAAGAACAGACUGCCCCUCACCACGAUCUCGUUGUACAAGCUGUGGAAGAAUCUGAGAGCGUCAUCCGCAAGGUACUGGACGAGCUCAAGAACCCUGACCUGGGCGGGGCCACUUGUAGCCCCGCCUUCUUGUUGGGCCACACCAAAACCAGUCUGGACGUCAUUGACUCUGUCACUGAGAGUUUCUCCGUGUACAACAGCGACCCCUCGUCAAUGGGGAAGGCCCUCUCGUCUCUGUCCACUUACACCCACUCCAUGUGCGAGGUCGUCUUACUGGGUGUGGCCACGUCCCAUCUCGCCCCCGUUGAGGAGGGGAAAAAGCUGGAGGAGAGCACGCAGACCAUAGGAGAGCAGUGUCUGGAGUACCUGUCGGUACUGAAGAGAGAGAAACCGGGCUCUGGAACCAUCGCCUCUGCCGGGAACGCUCUCCAGAAGACCAUCAGGGGUCUGGGGAGACUGGCAGGCGACCUGGUGGGUGAGGCGGGGGAGGGGAAGGAGGAGGAGGCACUGGGUGACGUGGUGGAGGAGGAACUGGCAGCCACUUCGCAGGCCGUGGAGGAGGCAGCUCGCAGGAUUCAGGAGAUGUUGGCUAAGGCGAGGGAGGGUGACUCGGGGGUCAAACUGGAGGUCAACGAGAGGAUCCUGGACUCUUGCACCGGUCUCAUGAAGACCAUCAAGACCCUCAUCAUCAGAGCCAGAGACCUACAGGGAGAAAUCAUCGCCGAGGGAAUGGGAAGCAAUGCGACGGCCUAUGAUUUCUACAAGAAGAACUCCCGCUGGUCGGAAGGUCUCAUUUCUGCCGCCAAACAAGUCGGCUGGGGAGCCACUGUUCUUGUGGAUGCGGCUGACAAGGUGGUGCAGAGAACCGGCAAGUUUGAGGAGCUGAUGGUGGCGUCUCACGACAUUGCUGCCAGCACAGCUCAACUGGUGGCCGCCUCGCGCGUCAAGGCUCGACCGAAGAGCGAGAAGCUCAAGAGCUUGAAAUCCUCCUCCAGAGAUGUGUCAGAGGCAACAGGUCAAGUGGUAGCCUCCACCCAAUCAGGAGCAAAAGUCACCAGACAGAACAGUAAGAAGAUGGACUACACCAACAUGUCUCUGACUCAGGCCAAGAGGCUGGAGAUGGAGAGUCAGGUGAAGGCUCUGGAACUGGAGAAAGAGCUGGAGAUGGAGCGGACGAGGCUCGCUGAGCUCAGAAAGGUCCACUACCAUCUCGCCGGCGCCAGCGAAGGCUGGGAAGAGGAGAUAAAGGAGACGUAGGCUGGUGCUCAGAGGAGAUUUUAGUGUAUCUAUCAAAGAAAUAUUGACACCGAGUUUUAUGUCCGAUACGUAUUGCUUUUCCAAUUGUACGAAUUUUUGUUGAGUUUCACCGAGAAAUAUUGAAAAACGCGCGUGGUACUCGCGAGUGUGCGAGCGGUGUAAGAGAGUGAAGAGGAAGAGAGGAAUUCUGCAAUGGAGUGCGAGUUGGUGCGGCUGGCAGGCGUGCCUAUUGGUUUGGUGACGUCUGCGCUCUUCUACUCGACCGACAGUGCGGGCUCUGCUGGCCAGGAAGAGCAUGAGGGACCCUCGGAGCAGGCGAGGGAGGUGCAGAUAGCCGUGUGUCCCACUGGGAGGCUGCUGGCCUUUAUAGCCUCAUUCAAGGCCCAGUUUGUAGCAUCCACGGACUCGCUGCAUGCUCCAAGAGUAGCAGUAGGCGACGUCCGUGUCUCCUCUGCUGCCUAUCAGACCAGCUAUGAAGGACUGUUGAAAGUAGUUCGCGAUCCCAACACACCAAGACCUAUAGCUACUGCCGUCGUCGUAGUUCCCGUGGCCUUGGAGUCCAGGUGAGCUGGGAGAAACACUGUUGCAUCUCCCUCCCUCUGUCAUCCUCCGACAUUCUCCCUCUAGGAAAGAGCCGUCCAGUGUUGUUCUAGUAGGAUUCUCAGACGGCUGUAUCCGAGCUUAUUCUAAGAUGGGGGUCAGUUUGUUCACCCAGUUUCUCCACGGGGAACCAGUGGUCAAAAUUCGGUGCAUGGCCCCCAGUGGGGACCUGCAGAACUCACCCACUAAAGCCAAUGUGGGUGGGGUGUUGGUGGUGUUCUCAAGUCUGGUGUGUGUGGUGGAGGGGUGGAGUCUGUGCGAAGCCGUCCACCAUGCCGUGGAGACUAGAGACAAGUCGUCCCUCGAGGAGGAGGAGGAGGACGAGGGGGAGGCCCCCACAAUCAGCUUCAGAAAGUGGAGACUCGGAGAUCAGGGAAGAACUGCUGAUGCAGCACUUCUUGCUCCAUCCAUUCCCAGUCUGUACGACUAUCUCUGUGAAGCAGGGAACGUCGGAGGAUAUGAUACCACCGUCAGAGGAAGCCCCGCCCCCCAAUCACAGCUCAUCGUUGUGGGAGAAAGUCCAAUGAUAUCCCUGUACAAAAUCUCUAAGGACUCGGGGACUGUGAACGUGUCGGAAGUAGUGUCGGCAGUUGCCUCAAAGAUGACCAGAUCUGUACUUGGGAAACUCUCCCGGGCUGGGGGUUGGUUGGGAUGGGGAGGAGGGGGAGGGACACCACCUUCCAAGGCCAAGCCACCAGAGAAGAAGUUGAUAUUGAACCUCCCAAUGAGUACCAACGUCCCAGAUGAGAGGCGGGCAGUGAGCUCCAUCAGUGUGUCUCCUCUCGGAGAUCUCUCGGUGUGUGUGGACGGAUUUGGACGAGUCCUUCUCCUCGAGAACCACUCCAUGACCGUCAGGAGAAUGUGGAAAGGAUACCGAGAUGCUCAGACUGGUUGGCUCCUGGUUCAAGACUCCACUUCUGACCCCCCGUCUGCCGGCGGGCGACACAAGAGGAAGAAGGGACGGUCUUCCUCUAGCAGCAGCAGCGGAGGUCGCGAGAGGUCGUUGCCGGGGGAGACAGGGAAGAGGGCCCAGUGUCUGUGUCUCUAUCUUCCUCGCAGAGGACUUCUUGAGCUCUGGCCAGUUCAGAAUGGCAGCAGAGUGGCUGUCUUCCAAGUAGGGAAAGGUUGCAGGUUGCUGAUGGCUCCUCACGGUGUGAUCACGGCUUCGAAAUCAGAUGAAGAUUCGGGCGGCGAUGGAGAGGGGUGGAGCAAGGGGUGUGGUCUGCGAGACACUGCUGUCUUGUUGUGCCCAAAUGGCCACCUUCUCUCCUUCCUCGUACCAUUCCCAACUCUAGUCAGACUAAACGAUUCAUCAUCUCACGAUGCUCACCUCCUCCAAAAGUUGCCCCCUGCUCUUCAGUCAGGUGAUGGUGAGGUGCUGCUCCAGAUUAUUACAACUCUCAAGACGGCACACUCUCUCAAAGAUGCAGUGGAGAGAGUUGUGUACUCCUACCCAGUCUCUGGACUACCUGCCCACUAUCCAGCCACCGUCAUAUACACUGCUCUCACUCGCACCAAUCCCUCCAACCCAGCCCAUGGAGCAGUGAGGGGGUACCUGACUGGAGUGCUGCAGCUGUUUCGUCUCCAUCUUGGUCUGAGUCAGCUCACGGCCGCCACUGCCACUAAACAACCUUCUCCCCUCCCCUCAUCCUCCUCCUCCCUCCCUCAGAUGCUGGGUGAUCUGUGUGGGCUGGCAGGAGAGGCUGCAGCAGAGGUUGCAAGCUCCCUGCAGAGCUACUCGGCCUGCAAACCAGCCAAACUCCGCACCCACAUCGUCCGCUCUCUUUCUCUCCGCGACUUCCUCCGCUGUUUCGACCUCCCGGGGAAGACGAUGAGUCGCAGUGUGGAGCUGUGUACGAGUGGAGAAUGGGGGCGUGGUCUCGGGUGGGGAAGUGGGUGUGGUCUCAGCCGAGUCUCGACGCGAGGAGAUGGAAACAGUGACAGUAGCACUCAAGAAAUCCAUCAGCGAAUCUUCUCUUUCUGACAUUAGUUUUGCCUUAUUUCACGUUUUGCUGACACAAGAGAUUGCUGAGAAGAGUGUUCGGAGUCUACUGACUGGCUGUGGGGUACCGCCAUCCACACUGCUGACGUUGCUCACGCGGGUGUUCCUGAGUGGCCGAGUGCUACCAGUCAGAGGAGACCCUCGCUAUCUACUGUUGAGACUGCACAAGAUACUCACCACCAUCUCCUCUCUCGAAGCUGGUAGGAGAGAGGGGAUGAAUGAAGCAAUGACGGAGGUCAGGAGACAAUGCAGCCACACCCACAAUGCUGGCCACGCCCUCCUUCUGAUCCUUCUCUGUCAGAGACUCAUGUCGGAAUGGAACCGAGAUGCUGAGGUACAGGAGGAAGGAAUGGAGGUAGAGGGGGAGGGGUGGGGGGAGGGAGACUGGGGAAGAGGGGAGGAGGGAGGAGGUGAGGGGUGGGAAACGGUGACGGAGGAAGGGGAGGAGUGGGCGCGGCUCCAGCUGAGACUGGAGGUCCUCACGUGUCUGUGUGGAGUGGUGGGGAUGGCUGUCGUGAGCCGGGCUCCAUCUCUCCCUCUACUGAGGAAGACCACUGGGGAGACACAGGAGGAGACACAGUCUGGGAGCGAGGGAUGUGUAUCAGUGGCUAUGUUGGAGGCGGUAGGUCCCUGGCUGAUAGCUAACACUGUGGCCUACUGGUUGGUGGGCCAGAGAAUGUCUCCCAAUACAAUAGCCAGUCUCCCCUCACCUCCUACACCCUCCACCCUGCUGCUGGUGAAGGGGAGGUGGUGGAGAAGUUGAGUCCGCUACUGAAGAUGUUCAGUCGUUCCCUCUCUAGCUGCUCACUACUGGUCCACUCUGCCUGGCAGGCCUCUUGUCUCUGGACCACCGACCCUGCCAAGUACCUGGAGCUCCACGAGUACGUUCUGAAGUGUCUCAGUCUCAUUUCGGGUCCCCGGAUCCUAGCAGGUACUUGUCUGUUUCUGUGGCAGACUGUCUUCGAGCCACCUGUGAUGGAACUGCUCGAUAGACUAAAGAGAGGUUCCCAGCAGAGAAGUGGGGCAGUGGAACUGGCAUCUCUCACCAGAAGACUCUUCACCUAUCUCUACCAGCUGGGAGAGGGGGGAGGAGAGGAGGAGGAGGGAGAGGGAGGGGAAAGAAGUAAAUCCAGCUCAGCAAGAUACCAUCUUGAUCCCCGUGCCUGCUGGAAAUAAGAGACUCCUAAUGGACGUGGCUCGAGUCCUGCCUCUCCCUCCACACCCUCUCCUCCGGGCCUACCUCUCUCUUCUCCUGCACACCGAGCUCGCUCUCAUCCUCGGCCCCGCCAUCAACGUUACCUCGUUCUACCCCUCCUGGGUGAGGACGGUGGCCAAGAAAGGGCUCCUGAGCUGGAGCGGCGAUGGAGGAAGGACCCACCAGUUCCCUCCCACUCCUCCUCAACUCCAGCACAAGAGGACAAAGUUUCUCUGUGAGGCAGUCACUCAUAAUCUCGACUCGCCCUCUCCGAAACUCCGCCCCUCAAUCCCCAGUCUUGCCGUUCACUCCCUCCCGUCGUCGUCGACCCAGACCGACACCCCCUGGUCCGAGGCUAGAGGUCGCGGAGGUCACGAGUGCUCUCUUUCUCCUCGGAGAGCUGUGGGGGGUGGAGACUGAGGUCGUUAGGAGACACUUUGUCUCAAGUCUCUUUGCAGCUGGUCUGGGAGACCGCGGAACUGAGGCAUUCCAGAGUGUGGGAGACAAGUUGGUGGCCGGUAGAGAGCUCCUCUCUCUGGCUGGCUGUCUGGCUGACCACCUCCUCCAGCAGGUGGCCAGCAAACCCCAGAGACUGGCACUCACUGCUCAGCUACCUCCCUCUCAACUGGAGUGGAUCAGAAAACAGAGCUCAUCAGGGGUGAUGGCUGGAUGUCCGAGGGUGUCCCCCACCUGGUCUUCUCUCUCCCAACUCCUGUCUCUCAUCCAGCCCCACCUCCCCCCUCCCUCCUCCUCCUCUCGUCCUCAGUGGUGUCAUCUGCCAGUAGUACGCUAGUGCUGCCAUUGCACAGACUCUGGCAAAGAUUGCAGCUCAGCAACAAACUUCAUGAACCUCACAACCUUUUUUCAUUCAUGCUUGAUAGUGUUAGGGCAAUGUGUAAAUUGUAAACCCCC